Messenger RNA from Bursaphelenchus xylophilus (pine wood nematode), 4856 nucleotides. Lineage: Eukaryota; Metazoa; Nematoda; Chromadorea; Rhabditida; Aphelenchoididae. The record is from the annotation of a GenBank genome assembly.
AUGUUUUUCCACGCGACCUUGGCCCGAUCAUUCAUACAAUCCCUUCGAUUGCGGGGUGAUGACGACUUUGUGGACCGACUCAACUACUAUUACACGCCGAUCAUGCUGGCCGUCGCGUGUCUAAUCAUCAGUGCCAAACAGGUGGGACUUUUUCGGAGAUUGUCAUUUUACGUUAUUAUUUGUAAAAAUUUUGGACUAAUUUUGUAUUAUCCAUGACCAAUCUGAUAGUAAAAAAAUUUCUGCGGCAUAUUUUAGGUUUCUAAUCAGCAAUUUUCAGUAAUCAAAGGGUUUUAUGCCGAAUUUCUAAAAAAAAGUUUGUUUAAAUUUUUUUCAGAAAUUUCUGAAAAAAAACUAGCCAUCUGUUUACCAUGCAUUACUGCAGUCUGCAUUCUAUAAAAUAUGAUUUUUUCCGCUUGAAAUCCGCUGAGAAAUAGCCAAAAAAGCAUCUUUUCUCUAACCGUAUCUUCAUUUUACGCGCAUUCUCGCCCAAAAAAAUCGUUGAAUAGCUCGGCUAUGACUGCAAUUUGUGAGCCAAAAAUUAUCAGUAAUUGAAAUGAGGCCUAUAAACAACUAGUAUACCAAAUUUCAUUGUAAUACGAGCCUUUCAUUUCGAGUGUUAUCACUGAUAUUAUACAUGGCAAAUCUGAUAUAAAACCUAUAUUUUUUCAGUACGGUGGGACACCCAUCGAAUGCUGGGUGAAUCCGCAUUCCCGUGAGUCCAUGGAGGAGUACAUUGAGAGCUAUUGUUGGAUUCAGAACACCUAUUUCAUCCCCAUGUACGAGAAUAUCCCGGAUGACCAUCAGUCCAGAGAGAGUAGGUCUAAACAUAUGAUCUUUCUAUGAAAUAUCACGUAAAUCGUGAGAAAUUAGGACGGCUACGUGUCUAAUGGACAAGACACUUAUGUAGUUUCUAACGAAUCGAAGAUUAAAAACGCACAUUUCACCCAAGUUUAAUGGGAAUUCCCUGAGGGGAUUAAAAAAAUUUUUUGGGAUUUUUUUGUUCUAUGUGCUAAAUUACAUUUUCUGAACGACACGUUAUUUGGGUAACAAUUUAAAAAUGAAGAGGAAAGAAAAUUCUUUCGAUUUUAUGACGGCAUAACAAGUGUAAUAUAUGGAAAAAUAAUGUUCGUAUUUUAACUAGUAAUAAUUGUGGAUACUUCUAAUGAGUUUUCAAAGCGUUUACAAUAUUUUAUAAACCCUAAAUUUACCAUAAAUCACCAAAAUUCUCUGUUUUUAGACAAAAAAUUGCCUAAAGAAAUAUAAAUGAUAUAACUCACGAUUGAAAUUCAACUUUUUUAAAUGCAAAACUGAAGUAACACGUAUUUUACAGAACAACAAAUCGGGUACUACCAAUGGGUACCAUUUAUCCUCAUCGCAGAAGCCCUAAUGUUCUCCAUGCCAUGUAUAAUGUGGAGGUUAUUAAACUGGCAAACAGGCCUGAAUAUUCAGAACAUUGUGGCGUCUGCUUGUGAUGCGAGGAGUGUAAUUGAGCCAUUGGAGAAGGAAAAGAUGCUGGAGGCCAUCAGUUCCUCUGUUAUUGACGUUUUGGAUCUUCAAGAUCCACUAGUCACCCCACAUCCGGCUUCCAGCGUUUUUGGCCGAUUUAAAUGUACAAGGUGAGGAUUUCCUUUUGUUUUCCGAUUUAGGAAUACAAGUGGAGUGAGUGGAACCGGGCCCAGUGGUUGGAUCGGUAUAAAUUUGACCUCAACUCAAUCCGGAGUUGGACGAUUGGGGAAACCGAAAAGUUUUAAUUUUCUUCGAUGCAAGUGUCGAGAGUAGGAUAAUCGAGGGUGCUGAUUUCGAAAAUCACAUUCAUUUUUUUGAUAGUUACUUUUUUCUUUAAGUAGUACUGUAAAGUAGUAAUUUUUGGAAUUUUUUCCAUGAAUAGUUGAUUUGGGGGUGUUUGAUGGUGCGGCUUUCAAAUCAGAAGAAAAAUGAAUAAGGUUUUGGAAAUCAGCACCAUCGAAACCCCCCAAAUCAACUAUUCAUGAAAAAAUAAAAAUUACUACUUUACAGUACUACUUAAAGAAAAAAGCAACUAUCAAAAAAAUGAAUGUGAUUUUCGAAAUCAGCACCCUCGAUUAUCCUACUUUCGACACUUGCAUUGAAGAAAAAAUAAUACUUUUCGGUCUCCCCCAAUCGUCUUUUUCCCCAAUCGUCCAACUCCGGAGUGAGUUGAAGUCAAAUUUAUACCGAUCCAACCACUGGGUGUAACGUAUUUUACAAUUUUCCACAAAAAUUGGAGAAAAAUCACCAAAAAUUGUGAUAAAGAGACACACUCAAAUUCUGAACUUUUCCACUAAUCAAAACCCAUUUCAGAUUGCUGAAUGGUCACUAUGUAACCAUCCUCUACCUAUUUAUCAAACUCUGUUACACUUUUAAUAUUGUUUUACAAUUCAUGUUACUGAACGCGGCCCUCAAGUCCGACGAAUAUUUGUUGUUCGGGUUCCAAGUGCUCUCGGAUUUGAUCGCCGGCCGUCCGUGGACGGAGAGUGGCCAUUUUCCGCGGGUGACGCUCUGCGAUUUCGAGGUCCGAUACCUCGCGAACACGAAUCGAUACACGGUGCAAUGUGCAUUGCUGAUUAAUAUCAUCAACGAGAAGGUGUUUGCCUUCUUUUGGUGUUGGUAUUUGGUCUUGGCCAUCAUCACGACGUAAGUUUGAAGGGUUUGGAAGAGAAUUUGGAGCGGAGAAUACAAAAAAAUAUAUCAAUUUUUUGUACAGUGGUGGAGCUGAUCCAGUGGCAAAAAACGUACCAUUUUGCAUCCAGGAAGGAUCAAAAAUGUGGCAAAAUGCUUCCCUCUUCAAGUGAAAAAACUUCGUUUUAAAGGGCUUUUGAAAUCGGAGCUUUUUCACUUGGAAAGGGAAGCAUUUUGCCACAUUUUUGAUACUUCCUGGAUGCAAAAUGGUACAUUUUUUUUGCCACUGGAUCAGAUCCCCCACUGUACCUAAAGUAAUAUAAAUUCAUGCCGAUUCUGACCAAACCCCCUAAAUGAUAUUACCUAAUUCCGCAAAAUCAAGGUAAAAUACGUCUGAUCCUACGAAAAAAUCGUAUUUCCCCUUGAAUGCCCUCCAAAUUUCAGCUGUUCUUCCAUGUUUUGGCUGACCAACUGCUGUCUACAGUCGGAAAAAGUGGAUUACGUCCUAAAAUACAUGCAGAUCGCCGAAUCAAACGACAAAAAACGUCGAGCCAAGUUACUCUCAACCUCGACGACCUCUAAUCAACGAGAUUCUAUGGAUUGCAAGGAGCUGGGGAUCCUUCCGAACACCUAUCUUCUCCACAAAUUUGUGACCGAAUUCCUGAAAACGGACGGGAUCUUCACGCUGCGGCUGAUGGCCAAUCAUGCCGGCGAGUUGGUGGUGAUGCAUGUUAUUCGAGCGUUGUGGCGCGAGUUCUGCGAGAGGAAUUGGAAGGAGAUUGAGGACUAUACUUCCUUUCGUAUGCACUCCAUCAAAGCAAAUUCGAAUAAUCGGAGGGACUCGCAGUGCAAUAAUCGCAAGAAUUAUGGCCUACGGAUUGAACAGAGCACGUAAGUUAGCUAGGAAUUGAGUUUAAGGCCCUUUAGGAACAUCUAAAGACCCUUUAUUUAUAUUACUUUUUACGCCGUUGUGUACAACUAUUAGUUAAAAUUUGGUAAGCUAGAUACUUUUUUAUGUUAUACUUGAUAUUAACCUAGAGUGUCCAUAUACAAUAUCGUAAGACUCUUAUUGGUAAAAAAAAAAUAAAUACGGGUCGAUGGAAGCCUGUGAGGACUAUAAACUAUAAAAACACGCAAGAUCAAAAAAAAUCCAUGGCUUUUGCAAUAUUAUGCUAGAUAUUGUUUUAGGUCAUCUCCUAUUUAACAAGGAAAGUACAUCUAUGGGGUAUGGAGUUACAGGUCGAGAAAUAUAUCAAUAAAAUCGCAAAAUUUUUAUGAUUCAAAAUAUGUAAAAUUAGCUGCCAAUUUUGUUUUGUAAGGGCGGAAGAACUUUUCUUGCAACACAAAUGCCCCUUUUUUAUACAGGAACUACUAAGUAAGGUUGUAGUACUAAUCAAAUUUGAUAACGUAAGGCUUAUCAAGACGCCAGGAUUUACUUUAGCAAAAAAAACUUAUGAAUUGGUAAACACUUGGUCAAAAAGGCAUUUACGUGGUGUUGCGAGAAAAUUUCUGAGGAUUUUUUCGCCUAUACAAAUCAAAAUAGGGCAGCUAGUUUUUACAGAUUGUGAAUCAGAAAAAUUUUGCGAUUUUAUUGAUAUAUUUCUCGACCUGUACCUCCAUACACAGAAGUACUCUCCUUGUCAAACAGGAGAUGACCUAAAACAAUAUCUAGUAUAAUAUUGCAAAAGCAAUGGAUUUUUUGAUCUUGCGUGUUUUUAUAGUUUUAUAGUCCUCACUGCUCUCCAUGAACCAGUAUUGAGACCUAUAAGAGUCUUACGAGAUUUCAUAUGGACACUCUAGGUUAAUAUCAAGUAUAACAUAAAAAUGUAUCUCGAUGAUCAAAUUUUAACGAAUACUUGUAGCUAACACUGUAAAAAGACAUAUCAACUUUAUUUCUCACAAUUUUGAGUAUUGAGCCUCAAAAAUAACACCAAAUUUUUUGAUCGAUGCCUAGUGUAAUAUCGAAAACGCCCAAAUUUUAGCUAAAAAUACUCCAAUUAAAAAACUUCCUACUACCUGGGGAUCCUAGACUAAAAAAAUUCUUAAAAUCAUCUCCGCAUAGUCAUACCUCCAACAAAAUUCUCGUGGAUUUACACUAAUCAUACAGGUAUUACAGCGCGAAAUCGAAUCACUCCGUACAUUCGGAGCCGGUGAUCAUCGCCUCGUCGGUGGCUCCCCGACUAGCUGACUCUUCGUACAGCGAGAAAGCAAUACUAUGA